This is a messenger RNA of Letharia columbiana, 201 nucleotides long. RefSeq lists its product as uncharacterized. NCBI's taxonomy places the organism in Eukaryota, Fungi, Ascomycota, Lecanoromycetes, Lecanorales, Parmeliaceae. The coding region runs from base 1 to 201 and encodes 66 amino acids. The transcript has a single exon. The record is from RefSeq and is a predicted model, not a curated record.
AUGCGCCUAUUGAUGCCGUUUUUGACAUCCCGAGAGUCUCGGGACGAGGAACCCGACUUAUCGAAGGACGUGCUCGCUGCUGACAAGUGGAUUGUGCUUGGUUACAUUCGUGGUUUCUCACAGGCCUCUCAUGAUGCUACUAAGGCAAUCGAAGACCACAAAGCUACCUUGGAACAAAUCCUUGCCACCAUGGAUUUCUAG